Molecule: messenger RNA, 7931 nt
Organism: Ahaetulla prasina
Lineage: Eukaryota; Metazoa; Chordata; Lepidosauria; Squamata; Colubridae
Gene: TRAF7
Product: TNF receptor associated factor 7
Exons: 21
Coding region: 288-2294 (668 amino acids)
Biological process (GO): Notch signaling pathway; ribosomal large subunit assembly
Cellular component (GO): nucleolus
Molecular function (GO): zinc ion binding; protein binding
Source: RefSeq, a predicted model, not a curated record
CAAGCUAACGGGACCCGGUUCUGUGUAAACGCUACGCUUACCAGGACUACGAAUCCCGUCGACUCAGGAGGGAGCGAGGGGGUGGGGGGGACAGAGAUUCAGGAAGCGGCACUUCCGGCCCGGCUGUUGAGAGGGGAGCGGACGAGACGGCCGGCUGUGCGCUUUGCGGCAGCGGCGGGGAAGCGGCGGAGAGGCGCCAUGCGGUGGGCGGCCGCGCGCAGGCUGGCCCCGCCGCCCCGGCUGCCCACAGAAGCAGCUUUUAUGACGUUCCAUUGUGGGACUAGAUUAUGAGUGCCAACAAGAAUACCCGCUACAAUCGUUUCUCCAACAGUAACACUCCAACAGUAACACUUCCAGAAAACACAAACGGGACAAGAAUGGAAACUACUUUUGGACCUACGUAUUCCGCUGUGACCACCAUCAACAAAGAUGGAAGCAGUUCAUACAAACAACAUCGCCCGACACCCUCCUCCUCAAGUACGCUUCCCUUUGCCUCCCGAGACGAGGAUGACAGCAUGCCGCCAAUCACCCGUCGAUCUGAUUCUGCCAUCUCCAUUCGGUCGUUGCAUUCGGAGUCCAACAUGUCCCUGCGCUCAACGUUCUCUCUCCAUGAGGAAGAGGAGGAGCCAGAGCCUCUGGUGUUUGCUGAGCAGCCUUCUGUGAAGCUCUGUUGCCAGUUGUGUUGCAGCGUGUUUAAAGAUCCCGUGAUCACGACCUGUGGGCACACGUUUUGCAGGAGAUGUGCCUUAACCUCUGACAAGUGCCCAGUGGACAAUGCCAAACUGACAGUGGUGGUGAACAACAUUGCAGUGGCCGAACAAAUCGGGGAGCUCUUCAUUCACUGCAAGUACGGCUGCCGGUCCAGCGUGAGUGGCAAGCCUUCGGUCUUCGAGGUGGACCCCCACGGGUGCCCCUUCACCAUUAAACUGAGUGCCAGGAAGGACCAUGAAGGCAGCUGUGACUACCGGCCAGUGCGCUGCCCCAACAAUCCAAGUUGCCCUCCAUUGCUCAAGAUGAACCUGGAGGCACAUCUGAAGGAGUGUGAGCACAUCAAGUGCCCUCACUCCAAAUACGGGUGUACUUUCAUAGGAAAUCAGGAUACAUACGAGACUCAUCUGGAAAUGUGCAAAUUUGAGGGUCUGAAGGAGUUCCUCCAGCAAACGGAUGACCGCUUCCAUGAGAUGCAAGUGGCCAUGGCUCAGAAGGACCAGGAGAUCGCCUUCCUACGCUCCAUGCUUGGCAAGCUUUCCGAGAAGAUAGACCAGCUGGAGAAGAGUUUGGAACUGAAGUUUGAUGUGCUGGAUGAGAACCAGAGCAAGCUGAGCGAAGAUCUGAUGGAGUUCCGGCGAGAUGCCUCCAUGCUCAACGAUGAACUGUCUCAUAUCAAUGCCCGGCUGAAUAUGGGGAUUCUGGGCUCCUAUGACCCGCAGCAGAUUUUCAAGUGCAAAGGGACCUUCGUUGGCCACCAGGGCCCCGUCUGGUGCCUCUGUGUCUAUUCCAUUGGUGACUUGCUCUUCAGUGGCUCUUCUGACAAAACCAUCAAGGUGUGGGAUACGUGUACCACUUACAAGUGCCAAAAGACCCUGGAAGGUCACGAUGGGAUUGUCCUGGCACUCUGCAUCCAGGGGAACAAACUGUAUAGCGGCUCAGCUGAUUGCACCAUUAUUGUUUGGGAUAUUCAGACCUUGCAGAAGGUCAACACCAUCCGUGCACACGACAAUCCUGUGUGCACUCUUGUCUCCUCGCACAACAUGCUUUUCAGCGGCUCCCUGAAAGCUAUUAAGGUCUGGGACAUUGUUGGCACUGAGCUGAAACUGAAGAAGGAGCUGACAGGCCUUAACCACUGGGUCCGGGCGCUUGUGGCAUCCCAGAAUCACCUGUACAGCGGGUCCUACCAAACGAUUAAGAUCUGGGACAUCCGGAACCUGGAAUGUGUACAUGUCCUGCAGACAUCUGGAGGUAGCGUCUACUCCAUUGCGGUCACCAACCAUCACAUUGUCUGUGGCACUUACGAAAAUCUCAUUCAUGUAUGGGAUAUUGAAUCGAAAGAGCAGGUUCGCACCCUCACAGGACACGUGGGCACUGUGUAUGCUCUGGCAGUCAUCUCUACGCCGGACCAAACCAAAGUCUUCAGCGCCUCGUAUGAUCGGUCAUUGCGGGUUUGGAGUAUGGACAACAUGAUCUGCACCCAGACACUCCUGCGCCACCAGGGCAGCGUCACAGCACUGGCCGUCUCGAGGGGCCGCUUGUUCUCCGGGGCUGUGGACAGCACAGUCAAGGUUUGGACCUGCUAGGACCCGCUUUGGACACCCCGUUGCCAAACACACGCCGGGCUGACUCCCUACACUCCAAAACGCCCUCCCGAUGUGCUGUGUUCCUUCUUGGCGGGCCUUCCACUCCCCAGCCAGCUGUGCAAGAGCUUUGGGCCACAUACCUCAGCACCCUCUCCCUUCCGGCAGCAGCAGCGGCUUCCCAGGGAGGAACACCCACCCACCCCCUCACCCACUGCGACACUCCAGCUGCGGUUCCUUGGUCUGGCUCUUCCUGGGAGAGGAGGUCGGUGGACGCAGGUCCAGCUGCAAGCGGUGGUCACAAAGGGUUUACUCCUCAUCAGUAGAUCGUCUCCAAGAGCAGAUUUUCUACGAAGCUGGUUUGGAUAGGUCUGCACGAACAGCCAGAGCCGCCUAUCUCUCUCUCUCUCUCUCUCUCUCUCUCUCUCUCUCUGUCCUGGUAUUUAAAUUAUUUGCUAUGCUCCUUCAUUCGUGGCCACAACCAGGGAUCAAACCUAUUGUCCUUGUCAUGUAAACCCGGUACGAUUUCUAUGUCCCCAGUCCAGCCUUCUUAUCAGGUGUCCUAAGCCUGCCCCCCCUCCCUCCCUCCCCACCCCCCACCCCCUCUCUUCAGAGCAUCCCAUCAUCACGGCCUCCCUGGGAAAGGCAGGAGAGCCGACGGUUGUGUUUUUACGGACAUUUUCUACUGUUUUUAAAAUUGUGAUAUAUAGAUUUGGAUUAUUUCUUCCUUACCAAUAAAAUUGGACCAUUGUUUUAGGCCAGCAUGACUCAUUGACAAACCUGAAGCAUUUCAGCCGAUGGACAGAACUACUCGGGGAGCAGGGCCCAAACUUGCCCCUCCUCCCCCUCAAAAAAAUCAAGGCUGACGUCCAUGGAUUUUGCCCCUCAAAAACUCCCUCCCUGUGUGAUGAGCACGUCCUGGGUUGCCGUCAGUCAGUAAAUAUAACAAUCCCACCGCCUGCAGAGAUACUAGCAUGUAGCACGAGGAGUUUAUUUCCGCCCCUGAGAGGCUGAAUGCAUUUGCCAGGGCUGACGUGUGAUCACCUGUGGCCAGCUAACCUGGCAGCCGGGACCUAUUUGUUCCGUUUCUUAGGUCUUAGCUAAGGAUCAUAUGUGGCAAUCUUAUCUUCCAGAAUGCUGCUUUCUAAGGUUGCUCUCUGAAGCACGAAACUCGAAUGGUCUUUGCCGCCAACUUCAGAAAUGCUGAGACAAUGUUUAGAGGUAGGAAUUGAAGGGACAAUGGCAGGGCAACCUCUGGCCACAAGCUGGGCACCGACCAGUUUCUUUGGAGGGGAGGAAAGGCCUCCCUUAGUUGCAUUUGGCCACCACUGCAUUGCCAAAAAAAUAACGGUGGGAGAUUUGUAGUGACACAAAUAAUUGGAAGCGGUUUGUUCUGUUUUGUUUUUCUCUGUGCAAAUAUUCUUACUCAGUACGAUGUAAAAAGUGGGAGAUGUAGAAGAAUCGGCUUCACAGAUCGUUGCACAUUCCAGCUUCUGGUUGUGUUACGUAAAAGAUGUGCAGCUUUCACAAUGGCUCCAGCUGGUACCCAGCAGCCGUUUCCCAUCACGCAGCCGAAGCUUUUUCUCCCUUCCGGCUGGAGCCAAAAGACGAGUUGAGCGGGCCAAGAUAAUCUGGACGUUUUAUUAAGCACCGAUGGUCAUAAUUGCAUCCACAUGGCUGCUUGCCUGGACUGUGAGCUGCAGCACGAAGCCGUCAUUCCCUCAGCACCAAAGCAGCCAGACACCCACCCCCCACGCCCGCCCACCCCCACUCCACAAAGUUAGUGCCUCCGAGGUGGGAUUUUUUUUUUCUGACCUCAACAAUAAAAGUAUUCUUUAACAGUGAAUGUCCUGUAUCUGUAUUAGAGACGAGCAGGGGCUUCUUCCCCGUUUUUGUCUUUUAAAUAUUGAUAGCCAGAGAAACUUCUUUUUUAAAAAGAAGCAGCGAAAUAAAUAAAUAAAUAAAUUACACCACCACAAAGCUAUUAAUAUAAGUAAUACUGGUGGAAUGUGUGCAGCAGGAAAAGAAGGUUAGAAGCAGAAAAUGCAUAGCUUUGACAGAAUGGGAAUACAAUACAGUAUUCGUAACUUAAUAAUAAAAAUAUAAUGUAUAUAUAUAUAUAUAUAUGUAUAUAGUAUGUAUAUAUCCAGCAUUAGAAUCUUGGAAUAGUUUCUUAUACAUUUUGUUUCUCUUUACAACAGCUAUUGUUAUGUUGCCUUUUUAUUUUUAUUUUUAAUUAAGAAAUUUCAAAGUUGUGCCAGACACAUUUUGGAUAUCAGCAAAGACUAUCCAUAUUCAAGAAAAGAAACAGGAACAGGAACAGCAUUCAUUCAGCAAUUCUAGCUUUCCAUAACCACAGCUCAAGGGAACCAGAUAGGACAGGGGUCUCCAACCAUGGCAACUUUAAGCCUGGAGGACUUCAACUCUUAGAAUUCCCCAGCCAGCUUUGCUGAGAUAGGGUGUUUCAGGCUUAACAGCCAUAUUUAAACUGGACUCGACCCCCCAUUGGUAUAUUAGUAUACAGCUGGGCAUAAGUUGGUGCUAUCCACACGCAUGCAUUUCAACACACACUCGCAUACUUACACAGGCGCAUAUAAAUGUACAUCCAACUUAAAAAAGACACAAAAGAACGCACACUUCUCAGGUAAGAUUAAACAAAACUUCUUAAAACAAGGCACAUCCUUUGAUUUUCAAUAAAACUGUAAAAAGAAAAUGGCAAAAAAAUAUCCAUAUAACAUAAUGUUUUGCACACUUUGGAAAAAAAAGAUAAACUACCUUUUUUAAACAUUGUGCUACUUUUUUUAAAAUGACCUCACAAGACAAACAGCUUAUUAUAAGUCUAAUAGUCAAGCUAAACUCCAGUUCUUUCAAUCUUAUAUUUUAAAACUGUUCAAUAUACAAUUGAUAAUAUUUUAAAAUCUUUUUUUAUAUAUAUAUAUUAAACUCCUUUCCUUCUUUUGUUAUUUAUCUCUGGGGGAAACUCCACUUAAAUAUUUUUUUUCCAAUAAAUACUUUUUUUAUAUAGCUUUUUUUCUUCUUCAUCAUCCCUUUCAUCACCUUCCAAAGGAAAAGCUGUGUGAUUCUCUGCACACAUCAGAACAUUCCUAACACGACUGUCUCGAGAGUUCUACCAGUGAAAUAAGAAAAGAAACAGCACCACAACUCAACACUACUUUUUUAAGGUGAAAAAAAAAAGCUCCAUGACGUCUCUCAAAAAAGGUAGCUCUAUCAGAAGAUGACAAAGAGUUCUCCUGAGAUCUUACUCCAAGCCCAUGGGUUGAAAAAUCCAUGAGUGGGAAGUGUAGCAAGCCGAAGGGAGAUGGCCUCUGUUUCUCUUGGCUGCUUUGUUCUGGAUUCCUUUGCCAGAUGGAGAGACAAGAAUAGACAAAACAGGAAGGAACCCAGCAUCACACAAGUGAAGAAACGGGGUGUGUGUGUGUGUGUGUGUGUCCCGUGUUGGAGGUUGGGCUGCCAGUCAAGAAGAUGGAACUGAUAUUCUAAGAAGAUGAAGCUGUGGUAGCCCCACACGUAAGUGUUGUUCCUAUCGCUGGUGUUUUUCCACUUGGCUGAAAACAGCCCUAAGAGGGUGAGGACCCCACCCCACACUAUGUUGUCCGAGAAGAGUCUGCAGGACAAAGCUCCAAGAUUUCACUGAAAAUGGUAGCUCUUGUUUUGUUUUGUUUUUCCUUUAUUGCCAGGUGAUUUGAUAAAGCAAAAACCAUACACGGUGAUGUGAAAUGUACAGGAAACCGAGAAGCCAGCAGCAAGGGAGAGCUGAGAGCUACACCAGAUAAGAGGAAGGAGAGAUGAAAGGUGAAGGCUCCAUCCCAUGAUCAAAACAGAUGCCCUACAAAUCAGACGGCAGCAGAGGGUGAAGAGAGAUGGUCAUGGCAUUUUCCCAGCCCGCUCCAUCUCCCAAAGUUGAUUCCCAGCUGGAGAUGGUCACCCUGUAAAUUCUCCAUUCCCAGAAGAUAGAAGUUUAGGGAAAAGAGCCUUAAGCUAGCUAGCACCUCGGUACUUUCAUCCGUGGGAAAGGAAGAUGAUUCAAGUGACUCUGGUUUCAGAUUAAUGCAUGACUUAUGAAGUAUGGCCACAGUUAUUCUGAAGUACAAAAACAGCAUGAGGGAGAGAAAUAUAACCAGCUGAAAACAUUUAAAAGCCAGUUUAGGCUAGAGAUUAGGAAAUGCAUUCUAAGAGUCAAAAAUAAGUAGGCACUGGCAAAAUUCCUUCUGAGUACUUAGGGGAAUUUCCUUUGAUGGAGCUUCGUAGGCAAAGGAAUCAUUUGGAAAUAGCAGUCAAAGGUUGAAGAAUGCUCCCACUGACCUUGGACAAAGAAAAACGUAUCUUGGACGCUUGCCCCAAAGCCUUAAAAAACAGAGAAUGCUCCUGUGGGCACAAGGUUUAGAGAACCCAGUAAAUUGUUCAAGUAAAAUGAUCUACCUUUCCUUGUAAAAUGCUAUGUCUUGCCAUCGCAACGCAACAAAAAAAAAAUUACUUCAGGACGUUUUAUAAAUUCCACAAGAAGGAAGACCAAGGGAAGCGGAUGUGGAGCAGUUCACUGAGAACAGGGCUGGAGGGCGAUCCAAGCUUUCCCGCGCGACUUGAAGAAGCCAGGAGAUCCCGAGAAGCUCGUCUGUCAGAAGUAGGAGCCAGACAAAGUCCUUCCCUAACUGCAACAUUCAAGCAUUCCUCUUGCAGCCGAGGGUCUUCCCUAUUUCCCUAUCGAGACCCUUCCAAUUCGCAAGUGGAGUAAACCAAAGGAAACCUGAGGGCAAGAGGCAGUUCUGAAUUGACAACACAUUGUUCCUCCCAUCACUACGGUGUUUCCUCAUUCCAAGAAUCCUCAAGUUGGGGGAUGAAAAUAGAAAAUGAAUUGGCCACAAUAUCAAGUGGUGGUGCUUACACUGCCUGGGGAGUAACGAAAGCAGCGAUUCUGCCCCAACGUACCCGGAAGAUGGAGAAAGGCUCCUAAGAAUAAACUUUGGCGCAUUGUGCAGUUGCAGACUAGCAACCCUUGGGUGUGCAAACGUUGUGAUCCUCUUGGAAGAUGCCCCUUUCUGGAGAGAAAGAAACAGUGCUGCACUCAGCAGCAUUCCUCCUCCCAAGGAAGCCCUUUCCUAACUGAUUGCUGGAAGAUCCUUUGCAGGUACCCAAUCAAUCAGGGCAGCAAGAGCUGCGGCUCGGGGGUCAGCCAUGAGUCAGGAGCACAAGACACGUUCUGGCCAAUGGUUGCAAUCCACUCAGUCUUUGCUGAGCCUCCUUUGAUUGCCACUUCCGAAACUGCGUGUGUAAUACCAAGAGAGGACGCACUCUCUCCCAUUAAACCUCCACUGGAAUACACAACCGCCCUCGCCCUCGGUUUCCAGAACAUGGAGAUGGUUUAUGGUUCCUUGUCUUGUCAAUGACGUCUUCUCCCAGCCGUGCUCCCAACGGUCGUGGCAGGUUAAGAAGGCUAAACGGUUCAAUCAGUGGCGAAUUCUUUGGGACAGAAGUGCCUUAGAGCAAUAGAAAGUGCAGGACAAGUCCCUGUGCUCAGAACUGCCUCGAGAGAGGGGUUAAAAAAAAAUAAAGAGAGAGAGAGAAAUUUGCCAUCCAUCUUUGGCAGCCGCAGAAGCCACCUGUGGGGCUUAUGUACAAGGA